Messenger RNA from Sodiomyces alkalinus F11, 1437 nucleotides. RefSeq lists its product as hypothetical. The transcript has a single exon. Bases 1 to 1437 code for a protein of 478 amino acids. NCBI's taxonomy places the organism in Eukaryota, Fungi, Ascomycota, Sordariomycetes, Glomerellales, Plectosphaerellaceae. The record is from RefSeq and is a predicted model, not a curated record.
AUGCACGCUCUUCGGCUUCUGCCCCUGGCGGCGGGUACAGUCGCCUGUCUUUCCACGGCCGCCAUGCUGGCCGUUCACCUGAUCCUUGCCGUCCACCUCGCCCGAGCCCCGUCAGUUCGCAUCACGUCGAUUGUGUCAGGGUCAUUGGAUGGCGUUCUUUUGGUUGUUCUGGGGUUGGGACUGUUCCGCGUCGUGAGACGUAAUGGUUCGAUCCGCCAAUUUAGGAUGUUGUCUGGGGUCAGCGCUCUUCUCUGCGCAUUGGCAGCCGCCACCUCCGUCGCCACUACCGUUAUGCUCGGCAAUGCACGAGCCGGCUCGGCCCUUUCCAUCCUGGGCGCCAGCCGGGCCACUCUCUUGAUCAUCUCGGCUGUCCUUCUGGGCGUGAGCGUCCUUUGCCAGCUCUUGUUCAUCAUUUCGCUCUACAGCAGCAAGUCCACGAUGACCGGACGAGGAAGAAGGGAAGAGUACGGUAAUCGGCUUCAGGCGAACAUCAAAGCCGUUCGAUACAGCCGCACCAUCGAGGUACAGGUCUUCCCUAUGGAUUCCACCGCGAAGGAGUCUUCCCCCACCCCUCCGCCAUCGAGCAGCGGCAAGUCAGCAGCAGAGACGAUGAAUUCUAGUUACGCCGCUCGCUCCAUCACCUCCAGGACCCGGCUCCUUUCACUGCGAGAGAAGAACCACACCCACUCGUUCGACUCGCAAUCAUACAGAGAAGGCAGCACCAUGACCGUAGACAGCUUCGACUCGUGGGACGUUCCGGGCAUGGACCACCUCCCUAGCCGCCUCAGCGCCGCCCAGGGCUCGGCAACGCCCACACAACCACACCGUUUCCUCGAACCCAUCCCGGCCAGCCCCACCACCAGCAAAGUCGCCGGCCCCGGAACAACCGUGGAGGACCUCGAACUCCCGCCGCCCGGCGUGCGCCGCAGGAGCAGGAGCUACAGCCCCGCCAGACGACCCCAACGCGACCCGUCCCUCCCGGAACCUCCGGGCGAAGCGCACAUCCACCCGCUCUUCCGGACCGACUCGCCGAUCCCACCCCCCAACGUCACCCCCGGGACGGUAGUGACGGCGGCGCCCGAUGCCGGCCGGGUGAUCUCGGACCGGCAGAGCGCGCGGCGCAUGCGCAGCGGCAGCCUGCCCACCACGCACGGGGGGCCCGGCCUGUCCAGCAAGAAGAACAGCUUCGACACGUUCAGCAGGACGGCUUCGGUUAUGGAGAUGGAGGAGGAGGCCGGGGAGGGGGAGGGGGAGGGGGAGGCGACGAGCGAAAGGGUCAUGACGCCUCCUAUUCCCGAAUGGAUCCUGAGCGCGGGUGCGAGGUCGAGCUUGGGUGUGUACGAGAGCCGAAAGCUGAAGGUGGGGGUGGGGGUGGUGGUGGUGGAGAAGAAGGACGGAGCGGCGACCACGACGGCUGGCAAGAAUGACCAGCGGUAG